AUGUAUGUAGUUUUGGCUUUGGCAGUUUUCUUUUAUAUCGCCUAUCGUCUAUAUUUACACUUUUUCCCACCACCUGACAUCAAUCCAUCUGGUAAAUAUGUCCUAAUUAGUGGAUGUGACAGUGGAUUUGGUCAUGAAUUAGCGAUCCAACUUGAUCGAAAAGGUAUUCAUGUAUUAGCUGGCGUUUAUCUUUCGGAAAAUAAAUCAAAACUUCAGAAUGAAUUAUCGGCAAAUGCAACAGUCUUCCAUCUUGAUAUUACCAAACAACAGGAUAUUGAUGCCACUUAUGAUUUAGUACGAAAGAAAACCAAUACACUUCAUGCGAUUGUUAAUAACGCUGGUAUCGGAAUACCCGGUUACAUCGAUUGGACCUCGUUGGAACUGAUGCGGCAAACAAUGGAUGUGAACUUUUUCGGACACGUGGCUAUGACGAAAGCAUUUUUACCGUUGUUGAUUAGUAAACGUUAUUCACGCGUGGUAAAUAUCACUUCAAUUGCUGGUAUAGUAGCAGCGGGAAACAUGGCGGCUUAUUCGGCGUCCAAAUUUGCAUUAGAAGCAUUUUCUGACUGUCUUCGUCGAGAAAUGACACCAUGGGGUUUACAUGUUAGUAUUAUCGAACCAGGCUUUAUGCGAACACCUAUCGUUCAAGAUCUCAAUAAAACAUUUGAUGAUUUUUGUAACAAAUUAUCCACCGAUGCUCAAGAACGAUGGGGAAAAGAUUAUCUUAAAGAACAUUUUCAAGGUAGAGCUGUUAAUCUGUUCAUUAAAUAUGCAGAAGAUCCAAUGAAAGUUGUACGAGCUCUCGAACACGCUGUUACGAGUACAAAACCAUCUAUUCGCUAUCGACCGGGCUGGCAAGCUACUUUCAUCUUCUUUCCGUUGUCAUGCGUACCGGCAUGUGUGCUCGAUGGUAUUUUAAAUUAUAUGAACAAAUCACGGCUUCUUCCUGCAUUUGUCGAUAAACAGCUGAAAGAUUAA
Adineta ricciae is the source of this 978-nucleotide messenger RNA. NCBI's taxonomy places the organism in Eukaryota, Metazoa, Rotifera, Eurotatoria, Adinetida, Adinetidae. The record is from the annotation of a GenBank genome assembly.